CACAGUAUUGGAAGCCGGAGCUGAAGGGAAUCUCGUUUUUCUUUAUCCAAAGUGUAAGGUUUUCGUUAUUUUCAUUUUAGAAGUUAUUGGAUGCGUUCUCUCUGAUUUUAUCUUCCACGUUCGAUGUAGAUACCCCUCACGUGUGUGCGGUUUUGAGUCGAUAGCGUUUGACAGUGGCUUUGACAGUUUGACAGUGGCUUUGCAGUGGCUUUUACCGUGAGCCAACUCAGCGUUUGAUUAGCCAUGGAGCCAACGUUACUAAUUAGCUAGCGAUUUAUUCUUACCAUUAUUAGUUAGCAUUGGGUAAACCAUUCGGAGGGUGGUUGACAAGCGGUAUCGCUAACUAACCGCAUACAUAUCGGCAUUUCUUCAAUUGUCUCGUAACCCAUAUCUUGUCAUCGAUAUUUUAAAAUCGAAUGUUACGUUAGCUAACGUUGAAGAGAAUUAGCUAGCUAAAAGGAGCAGGUGAGCUGACACCUUGUUUGACAGCUAAGUUAACGUUACUGUUACCGUUAGAUAAUAAGAAAAGGCUAACUUGGUUGCUGCGUAUUGUCAGUGUGAACUGUCCGUUUAGCUAGCUAACGUUAAACAUUUGGGAACUCAGCACUGCACUAGCAGCUGCUAGCUUACCCUACACUAAUGUUAGCCUGUCUGUGUACCAGCAGUAGCUAACGCGUUAGCAGCCUUCAACUCGAAAAAAAACCCAUCGAAGAAGCUUUCGUUGAGAGAAGACUCAUCUAAACGGGGUCGUGGCUGGUGGAACUAUCUUUAACAUGCUGCUUCACUGAUACGCACAGACGGAAGGAUCGACAGACAUACCCAGUCAGCGGGUACCACUCCCUUCUUCCCUGUGUCAGCUGUUUCUCCCACCGGCUACCUCCCCCCUGUACAGAACUUGCUAUGGAAUGCCCUCACUUAGCGGACCAGCACAGUCCUCUUUAGGACAUUUUCUUGGGAACCCACUCCAUAAGGAAUCAGCAUAGCUGAUCUGUCUCAGUAGUCUCUGGAUCCUCCUACCCUCCACCCUCCCCUGAUAAGAUGUCUGUGAGCCUGGCUGGGGAGGAUAUCCAGACGGAGGGUGAGAGUGGAAGUAGUGGAGUGCUCCAUGAUGACUCCAGCAUCAGAGGGAAGCUCUCCCCAUCCCCUGAGCCCUGCCAGUGGAAAGAGGGCACUGGGACUGGAGGCACUGGGGAGGGCAUGGAGGCAGAGGAGAGUGCCACACAGGACUCACAGAGAAGGGCUCAGAACCACGGCCAUGGGAGGAAAAGGGCCAGGUCCAAUGCCAAGCUGAAGCUGGUGAGGAGCCUGGCGGUGUGUGAGGAGUCAUCAGGUCCGUUCUGUACUGACGGACCUCCAGACCAGGACGUCAUCCAGCUGCACAUCAGCUGCCCAUCAGACAAGGAGGAGGAGAAGUCCUCUAAGGAUGAGUACGAGAACGAGGAGAAGAACAAGGACAAGACUCCACGCAAGAUGCUUUCACGAGACUCCAGCCAGGAGUACACAGACUCCACCGGCAUCGAUGUGCACGAGUUCCUGGUCAACACACUGAAAAACAACCCCAGGGAUCGAAUGAUGCUGCUGAAACUAGAACAAGAUAUCCUGGAGUUCAUUAACGAUGACGAUAACCAGUACAAGAAGUUCCCCCAGAUGACAUCGUACCACCGCAUGCUGCUGCACCGUGUAGCUGCCUACUUUGGCAUGGACCACAACGUAGACCAGACUGGCAAGGCCGUCAUCAUCAACAAGACUGGCAACACACGCAUCCCAGAUCAAAGGUUCUCCGAGCACAUCAAGGAUGAAAGGAAUUUGGACUUCCAGAAGAAGUUUAUCCUCAAGAGAGACGAUGUUAGUAUGGACAAGGAUGAUAAUCAGAUCCGUGUGCCACUGCAGGAUGGGCGGCGCAGCAAGUCAAUAGAAGAGAGGGAGGAAGAGUAUCAGAGGGUACGAGACCGGAUCUUCGCCAGAGAAUCCUCUCAAAAUGGAUACAUCAACGACAACAGACUUUCCACUGAAGGCUACUCCUCUAGCUCUCAAAAGAGGAGACAGAUCUUUAGGGGUAACCGUGAGAGCUCCAGCCGUGCUUCCAGCAGCCGCCAGAGCAGUACGGACAGUGAAAUGAAGUGCCUGGAGCCAAGGCCCUGGAGCAGUACAGACUCAGACAGCUCCAAUAGGACCCUGCGGCCCCCGGUCACAAAGGCAUCCAGCUUCUCUGGCAUCUCCAUUCUGACCAGAGGAGAUAGUCUGGGCAGCAACAAGAGCUCACAGGGUUCCUGCAGGGGCUCACGCACUGGUCUGCCCCUGGUGAGUCCAGAUGGUUGUCCUCAGCCCCCGGCCCCCCAGCCUGGCCCCUGCCCUGGGGGUCGCAGUCUGCUGCCCUGCCCCUCCCAACAGGUCCAGACCCAGCCUCCCCAGACCGCCCUGCUGCCCACCCCCCUGCAACACCCCUUGGGCAACCACAACCAUAAUCACAACCACAUGAUGGCUCAGCCAGCUCAGCCUGUGUCCUACUCCUCAUCCUCCUGUCCCCAGGUUCUGCUGCCUGUCUCUCCUCCCCAGCAGUACAUGGGUGAGGAACUGGCUCCCCAGUUCAGCCAGAUGACUCUGAGUAGACAGGGUUCCAGCGAGGCCCCGGAGCCCCCCACCAUGUACCAGACCCAGGGGCCCACUGUCCUCACCCAACACCCCCCACCCCAGACUGGCUACAUCAUGGCCACCACAAGCCAGCCCCUGGCCCCUCCGUCUGGCUACCAGCCUAACACUGGACACCCCCACCCCCCUCCUCUUCCACCACCUCCCUCCCAGACCGUCAUGCAGCCCCCUCCACCGCCACAGGGAUACAUGCAGCCACCUCCCCCGCAACAGAUUCAUGUGUCGUAUUACCCACCAGGGCAGUACCCCAACACGGGGCAGCAGUACCGGCCUGGACCCAUGUCUCACCAGGUGUCCUACCCUGCCCAUACCCAGCACUCCCAGCCGAUGCCCCAGCCCACACAGCAGUCAGGUCUCCAGACCAUGAUGCCCAGCCAGCAGCCCCAGUACCAGGGGAUGAUAGGAGUACCUCAGCAGCCCCAGAACCAGGCCCUCAUCACUUCCCAGAGGCAGGGCAUACAAGGACAGAUGACAGGGAUGAUGGUCCAAUACCCACAAAUGUCCUCAUAUCCGGUGCCGGUGGCCAAUGAGUCUCAGCAGGUGGUACAGCAGCAGUACCAGCAGCAGGUCAUGGUGCCAGUCAGCCAGUCUCUCCAGACUGUCCAGGGGGUACAGGGACCCAUGCCUGGCCAAGGGAUGCCCAUAUACUACAGCGUCAUCACCCCCACACAACAGAACAGCACAAGCCCAUCAGUGGGGUACCUGCAGCCCAACUCAGAGCAGUACCAGAUAAGCCAGUCUCCAUCCCCUUGCAACCCUCAGCAGAUGCAGCAGCAAUAUUCAGGAGUGCCACCCCCAGGCCCCGGGGUGAUGGUCAUGCAGCUUAGCGUCCCCAACGGACCGCAGCCUACCCAGAACCCUCCUCUGGUACAGUGGAACCCCUGCAAAUACUACAGCCUAGAGCAGAGGCCCAGCAAGCCUGGAGAACUCUACAAACCUGACAACACACAACAGGCCAGUACUCAGAUGAGCAGCCCCUGGCCUCCCCCUACCCAGUCCCCCACUCUCUCCCCCUCAGGCAGCGUGAGCAGCGUCUGUCCUGGCCUCGGCCCCCUGCCCCUACUGUCACAGUUCCCCCGGCCCGGACCAGGGCCUGCGCAAGGUGAUGGGCGCUACUCUCUUUUGGGCCAGCCUCUCCAGUAUAGCCUAUGUCCCCCUCUCAUGCACAGCCAGACCAACUACAGCUCGCAUCAGAGCCAAGUAGGAAUGAAGCAUGGUGCAAGAGGGAAGAGGCAGACACUGAAGUCUCAAUCUACAGACCUGGGCACCACUGACGUAGUGGUGAGUCGGGUGCUGGAGGUGACCGAUCUCCCGGAGGGCAUUAGUCGUCCAGAAGCUGAGAAGCUCUUCAACCAGCUUUCCAUGUGUGGUGCCAAAAUCCAGUGGCUCAAGGACCCAGUGGCAGGGGGCCGUGGAGGUUAUGGUGGCCCGGGAGUGCAUCACGGCCCUGGGCAUUGUCCUGGGGCUGGAGGGGGGAAGGGUGAUGGCCCCGGCAGUGACCCAGCUCACCUCUACACGGUGGUGGCUGUGUUCCCCUCCACCAUGGCUGCACAGAGUGCUUCUUUUAAACUCAACAACAGUGGGGUCAGCCUCUUCAAACUGAGGGCCGCCAAAAAGAACUAUGACCUGAGAGUGCUGGAGAGGGCCAGCUCCCAGUGAAAAGAGAGGGGGAUGAAGAAAAUUACUUUUGGAAAUGAGGAGUGGAAAGGAGUUGGACUGAGGGGACUGGACAGUUUUUGGACAAACGAGAAAAGAUGGAUAAGACGUCACACAUUAAAGGGAUGGGGUGAACACAGAACACAAAUGGAGAGGAUGGUGUUUGCAAAUGAUAAAAUCAUUGUUUUUGUUUUUGAUUGUUUUAUUUUAUAUUAUUGAUACCUGAAGAGCACAUAAGACACGUGAACAUGUGGAUCACUGUUGCCAUAAAUGGGUGCCAACACACACACACACACACACACACACACACACACACACACACACACACACACACACACACACACACACACACACACACACACACACACACUCGUACAGACUCUUAUGUACAGACAGGCAACAGGAUCACGUAGCACACACCUGAACACACUGGACAGUUCAACCUCAGUCCAUCCUUCCCCUGCUCUCCUCCAGCCUUCCUCCUUUGUCUAUCUAUACUUUCUCUUUCCUCCUCCUCGCUCUCCCUCCCAUCGCCCCGCUCUUAGGCGCACAUAUUUAUGCACAGUCACUCUUUCUAUUUUUUUCUAUUGCUCUCUCUUACCCUCUCGCCACUUGUCUCAUACUCUUUCAUGCUCUCUUCCUCUGCUUACCCCCACUCACUCCCCUCUCUCCUCUGGCUUUCUGUUUGCCUUAUACUACUGUUGUGGGUUUCUGUAUUGCGCUAUUUUUCUCAGAAGAGUAUUGUUCUUUUGCGGUUCGAUAUAUUUAUAUCAGUGAUGUAAGGAAUAAAUCUAUAUAUUCAGUGAUUUUUUUUCUUCAGUGGGUAAGUUUAGGAUCCCCUUUAUUAUACCCUCUCAACCUGUUCCUUUGGCCCCCUUUCCUCCUACCUCACGACUCCAACUUACCCCUUCCUACCCUUACCCCUCUUACCCCGUUCUAUCCUACCCCCACUACCAUAUCCUCCUCUACCCUUACUCUCCCAACCUACCCCAUUGUCCAAAUGUACCCUCUGCUCCCCCUACCCUGUUACUUCUUACCCAUUCUCCCCCACUCCCCAUAAUUACCCCUUUCCACCGCCCCACUAUCCCUAAUUACCCCAUAUACCCCUACCUUACGAUCCCAAUUUACCCCAUGUGUCCCCCACCCAAACUACCUCUUUCUCCCCUACCCCUCUUAACCCAAUAUACCCCACAACUUACCUCAUUCUCCUGUUGACCCUCUAACCCCCUCUCUCAUCCUCAUUGUGCUUGUGUUUUUCGUUGACAGCUGUGCAGAACGUAUCAGAUUAAAUAGUUAAAAGUGCACAAUGAUUGCAUAAUGUCUGCUGUAAAUUUUAUUUAAUGUUAUUUUUUUUGUUUGUUUUUAAAAAUAUAAAAGCAAAAAAAAAGUC
This is a messenger RNA of Oncorhynchus gorbuscha (pink salmon), 5695 nucleotides long. RefSeq names its product R3H domain-containing protein 2-like. NCBI's taxonomy places the organism in Eukaryota, Metazoa, Chordata, Actinopteri, Salmoniformes, Salmonidae. The record is from RefSeq and is a predicted model, not a curated record. Gene Ontology annotation, molecular function: nucleic acid binding.